Sebastes umbrosus (honeycomb rockfish) is the source of this 2763-nucleotide messenger RNA. RefSeq names its product pre-B-cell leukemia transcription factor 1-like. Bases 984 to 2021 code for a protein of 345 amino acids. Gene Ontology annotation, molecular function: DNA-binding transcription factor activity, RNA polymerase II-specific; RNA polymerase II cis-regulatory region sequence-specific DNA binding. Gene Ontology annotation, biological process: neuron development; brain development; animal organ morphogenesis. NCBI's taxonomy places the organism in Eukaryota, Metazoa, Chordata, Actinopteri, Perciformes, Sebastidae. Gene Ontology annotation, cellular component: nucleus. The record is from RefSeq and is a predicted model, not a curated record. The transcript has 8 exons.
UUCAGAUUACCUGUCUCAUGCACUACUGACAGGAUAUAAUGACAAUUAAAAAAAAAAACUUUAAAUCAUAUGUGCUCCAAUUCCACCCAGUGCUGCUGCUUUAUUAUCUGCUUUAAGGUGCAUUACUGUGAAAUGUGUGAGCGGAAGUGGUCUGUUCUCACCCCGUGUAGCUUCACAGAGGACGGCAUUGCUCCAUGGUGGUGUUUUUCUGGGAGGAGUGGGACAGCAGCCGUACAGGGAGAGAAAAAAAAACAAAAAACAGCAAUAAGCAACAAAUAAGGGUACAAACCUGACUGUGUGGGACCUCGGACGAAGCCGGAUAGAUGAAGUUCCCCGGGAACAGCUCUCCUGGACCGUGUUUUAGGUGACCGCGUCGGUUCUCACUUUUAAUUACCGAGCAGUAGACGGGACUCAUGGAUAAAAGGAGAGCAGGCGGAGACGACGACAUCAAAGGGGCUCCCGGGUCAUUAGAUACAGCUAUAGCACCGUUCAGACCAUUAUCUAACACGCAAGAGCCCGACAGCCUCCUGAAACACCAGUGAGCUUUGUAACAAGCUGCUUUUGGUGAUUGUCUGGAGCCUCCUGGUCGUCUUCUCAGGAGGGAGGAAAAACGUACGUACGCGCGUCACUCACAAAAACAACAGUAUUGUACUAAAGGCUGAUAUUUGGUGAGCUAUUCCCUCCCAUGCCAAAGAACAACCACAGUUUCUACAGCCCUAGUUUUGCAGCCUUUUCUCCAGUAAAUGCUAAAAAGGCUGCUGCACUUCUCUCUCUUUUCCUUUGUUACUCAGACCAAGACGAGCAGGCAGCUGAGACACAGUUUCUGAGCCCCCGUAUGCUUUGUGUUUUUUUUAUGGGAAACUUUUCCUUUUUCUAAGUGCUGAAAGUUGGAGAAGGAAACCCCUUUUUGUAGUGAUCCUCCUCUCCUCUCUCCCUCCUCCUCCCACCUCCUCCCUCCACAAUAAGAGCCACAUUAUAACAGUAUGGACGACCAGGCCCGCAUGAUGCUGGGUCAUAUUGGACUAACUGGACUGUCUCAUGAGGAUGUGGGUGACCCUGACAACAUCAGGAAACAUCACAACCUCGGUGGUGGUCAGCCGCAGCAGGACAUUGGUGACAUCCUCCAGCAGAUCAUGGUCAUCACAGAUGAGAGUCUGGAUGAGGCCCAGGCCAGGAAACAUGCUUUAAACUGCCACAGAAUGAAGCCGGCCCUCUUCAGUGUGCUGUGUGAGAUCAAAGAGAGGACAGCCCUGAGCAUCCGCGGCGUCCAGGAAGAAGAUGGUCCAGACCCUCAGAUCAUGCGACUGGACAACAUGCUGUUAGCAGAGGGGGUCGCGGGUCCGGAGAGGGGCGGGGCCUCUGCAGCGGCGGCAGUGGUUGCCGCGGCAGCCGGAGGGUCGCCUGCUGAGGGGAACAUAGAGCACAGCGAGUACAAAGAGAAGCUCGCUCAGAUACGAAAGAUGUACCACGCUGAGCUGGAGAAAUACCAACAGGCAUGCAAUGAAUUCACCGACCACGUGAUGAACCUGCUGAGGGAACAGUCCCGUACGCGGCCCAUCUCACCCAAAGAGAUAGAGCGAAUGGUGGGAAUAAUCCACAAAAAGUUCAGCACUAUCCAGAUGCAGUUAAAGCAGAGCACAUGUGAAGCUGUCAUGAUCUUACGCUCCAGGUUCCUGGACGCCAGGCGGAAACGAAGGAACUUCAGCAAGCAGGCGGCAGAGAUCUUGAAUACCUAUUUUUACUCCCAUCUGGCAAACCCCUACCCGAGUGAGGAGGCCAAGGAGGACCUGGCCAGGAAGUGCUCCAUCACUGUUUCUCAGGUGGCCAACUGGUUUGGAAAUAAGAGGAUUCGAUAUAAAAGGAACGUUGCAAAGUUGCAGGAGGAAGCUAACCGGUAUGCUGUGAAGACAGCUGUGGACGCUGCCAGUGUAUCUUCACAGGCAAGCCAAGCCAACUCCCCAGCCACACCAAACUCAGGAGGAUACCCAGCCCCGUGUUUCUCUCCUGACGGGAGGUUAUGAGGACCUGACAGGGCGAACUCACUUCCCUCCUCUCUGUGUCCAUGGUGGUGACGGCUGGCAGCACAGUGGUGAUUCCUCCUACCAUCUCUCCCCCCCCACCCAGAGCACCGGGGAGCAGCACUACGUCACCCUCCAGCUGAUGCUCCACCUUCCCUCCCCACCCUGCUCCUCAGACUAAUACAACCCAGACUGUAGGCUGACGUCCAGCCACGCCACAAACAGAGCAUUACCAAAACUCUGCAACUGUUUUUCUUUUGUGAUGCUGAUCCUUUUCUAACAUCUCUGCAAGUUUUUUUUUUUAACCCCUCCACUUUACGAAUGUGUUGACACCUCUUAUUUCUUUGUUCUUUUUACUAUUACUCACACCAUUCUUCUAUUAUUUUUUAAAAAUAUAAAUAAUGAUGAAAAGAACCUUUUUUUAAUGUACUGCUUCACCUUCAGUGAAUCAUAAACUGUAUGGAGGUUUAGGGCCGGUAUGUGGCCUUGAACCAGAUGUGGAUUCAUCAUUUUAUUUCAAAGAAUUAAAAUAAGAAAAAAAUGAACAAAAAGAAAGCAUGUAGUCAUUUUUAGAUGUUGAACUACGAUUUUAUUAUGUCUUUUUUUUCCUUUGAAGUUUUUUAAGAAAAAUGUUGUCGAUGAGAAAAUGCAUUGAAAGAGUACAACAAAAACAUCUAAAUGGCAGAAAUGACCAAAAAUGAAUAAAAACAUUGUCACUUAUUAAAUUUUUAUUUGCUUCAGAAAA